GUACACCAACGGAGGCACCAAACCAGCCGCCCCGCUGCCCGCCACCGCCUCGUCGAACCCCGCCGCUCCCGUCACCGUUCCCACGACCGAACCGCCGAGCUAUGCGAGCACGAUGCAGGCCAAAGCAAAAGCGCAGAGGGGCAUAGCGCACCCGCCGCUGCCGCCGCCUCCGUAUUCCGACGAGAACCUCGGGCAGGUGUACACUGUGGACAGCUCGAAGUCGCCGCGCGCCAGCCCCCACGUGCACGCCCCGCUGCAGAGGAAGUACUCUCCGAUCGUGAACAACGAGUGCAGGUCUGAUAGUCCGCAGUCGACUGGUUCAGGAGAUAGCCGGAACCAGUAUUCAGAUAACGGGGCGCCGCCUCUGCCUCCUACAGCAUCCUCUUCUGUCAAAAACAACAACAGCAACACUCAGAUGAACGGUAACGGGGACAACAAACACAACGAAACUCCCCCUCAGCUACCCCCUUAUACGAAAAUAAAACAUCAGUCUCCGAUACCUGAACGAAAAAAAAUCAGCAAAGAAAAAGAAGAGGAAAGACGAGACGGCAAAGUGAAAAACUACUCUCCCCAAGCAUUCAAAUUCUUCAUGGAACAACACAUCGAAAACGUGAUAAAGUCUUACAAGCAACGGAUGUUCAGGCGUAUGCAGCUCGAAAAAGAGAUGAACAAAAUAGGGCUCAGCCCCGAGGCGCAGAUGCAGAUGAGGAAGAUGCUGUCUCAGAAGGAAUCGAACUACAUCAGAUUGAAACGGGCGAAGAUGGACAAGAGCAUGUUUGUUCGAAUAAAACCGAUAGGGGUGGGGGCUUUUGGAGAAGUCACGCUAGUCAGGAAAAUCGACACGAACCACCUGUAUGCCAUGAAGACUUUGAGGAAGGCGGAAGUAUUGAAGAGAAACCAGGUGGCGCAUGUAAAGGCGGAGCGGGACAUCCUCGCCGAAGCAGAUAACGAGUGGGUCGUCAAGUUGUAUUAUUCGUUUCAGGAUUCGGAUAUUCUCUAUUUCGUUAUGGAUUAUAUUCCCGGCGGAGAUUUGAUGUCUUUGCUUAUCAAACUGGGGAUAUUUGAGGAGCGACUGGCAAGAUUUUACAUAGCAGAAUUGACAUGCGCAGUCGAAAGCGUCCACAAAAUGGGGUUCAUCCACAGAGACAUCAAACCCGACAACAUCUUGAUAGACAAAGACGGCCAUAUCAAACUGACCGACUUCGGUCUAUGCACCGGUUUCCGUUGGACCCACAAUUCGAAGUACUACCAACCUAACGGAGACCACAGUAGGCAAGACUCGAUGGAUCCGAUCGACGACUGGAAUGAAGAGUGCAAGUGCAAGAGUCUGAAGCCUUUGGAGAGGCGGAGACGCCGCGAGCAUCGAUGUUUGGCGCACUCUCUGGUCGGCACGCCGAACUACAUCGCACCCGAGGUUUUGCAACGGACCGGAUACACGCGCGUGUGCGAUUGGUGGAGUGUAGGAGUGAUUCUGUACGAGAUGCUGGUGGGUCAGCCGCCGUUCUUGGCGAAUACACCGGCAGAAACGCAGUACAAGGUUAUAAACUGGGAGACAACUCUCCAGAUACCGAAGCAAGCGAAUCUCUCUAAAGAGAGUACGGACUUGAUACUUAAACUGUGCUGUAGUGCGGACAAACGUUUAGGGAAGAACGCCUGUGAAGUGAAAUCUCACCCGUUCUUCAAAGACAUUGAUUUCGAGAAGGGGCUGCGACGUCAGCCCGCUCCACACAAACCUCGCAUAGAUUAUCCUACAGACACGUCGAAUUUCGAUCCGAUCGACCCUGACAGACUUCGUAAUUCCACCUCACUGGAUUCCAGCACGUCAGAGGAAUUCCUAGACAACUCGAAACUCUUCCACGGCUUUUUCGAGUUCACGUUCCGGAGGUUUUUCGACGACGGAGGCCUGGCGGCCUUCAACAAGAUCAACCUGGACGACAACGACAAUCAAGGUGGGCCCGUCUACGUGUGACGUUCAGUACAGGGAGAAACGGAAGGGGUGGAACCCCAAGUAAUUUGACUCGAGAUUCUGAGUAGACCUACCAAGGCCCUUACUCUUGCCAAAAGUCCCAUUUGUUCAAAGCAAAGGUUUUUCUACGUCGCGGGGAAAUUUGUGUUUUGUGUUUCAUUUUGCUGUUAGUACUCAGAAUACCAUAAAUAAGGGGUAGUAAGAAAUUAGCUUUUAUUUUGAGAUUGCGAUAUUUAUCUGAAAA
Messenger RNA from Leptinotarsa decemlineata (Colorado potato beetle), 2210 nucleotides. It is a transcript of the gene wts, whose product is annotated as serine/threonine-protein kinase warts. NCBI's taxonomy places the organism in Eukaryota, Metazoa, Arthropoda, Insecta, Coleoptera, Chrysomelidae. Gene Ontology annotation, biological process: positive regulation of apoptotic process; peptidyl-serine phosphorylation; G1/S transition of mitotic cell cycle. Gene Ontology annotation, molecular function: ATP binding; protein binding; protein serine/threonine kinase activity. The record is from RefSeq and is a predicted model, not a curated record.